AUGGAACAGAUCGGACCAUCGACAUCGCGGCAAGAUGUAGACGGAGAGUCGAGUGUGGGCAGCCACGCGACCCGUAAAGCGCACAGAGUUGUGGUGAGGGAGGAGAGGAGUGGGUUUCCAAGUCAUCUGAUUCUGUUAGAGUUACAAAAAGUAAACAAGAAAUCGCGUGUUAGCUAUGCCGCACGUCCCCUGGCUGAGCAGAACGGGGAAUUGCAGCAACAGAAUGCCGGCCAGCCAGCUAGAUCUACAAGCCGUACUACAGGUAAGGUGCGUGGGCGGCCGCAGCAGAAUGGACAGGCGGUGGUGGAGGCUGCGCCCCCUGCCUCGGCUCCAUCCGGCCCCGUUGCUGCCGUCUCCAAGGCGAACGCAGCAGCGGCUGCGCGGAGGAAGUCUAACGUGGUGUCGGAGAUCGAGCGACUGCAGAAGAACCGUGAGGAUCGGCGGGCGAGGCAGGCAGAGCUGAUGCAGCAGAAGGUCGACUCAGGAGACGUGACCAACCCCAACUGGGCCUUCAUGCAGAUGAUACGGGGUCAUACGAUGGGCGGAGAUUUCUCAGGAAAACAACAAGACUGUGCGAAGGGCAUUUACGCUUUAGCAGCAAAGGAUGUAUUCAAGCUGCUGGCAACAAAGUAUAAGAAGCAGGACUUGUGUGUAGGAGCGAGUUUCUUUGAGAUUUAUAGCGGGAAGGUGUUCGACUUGCUGAAAAAGAAAGCGAAGCUACGAGUGUUGGAAGAUGGCAAGCAGGUGGUGCAGGUCGUUGGUUUACAGGAGGUUGCCGUGAAUAACGUCGAGGACGUCUUGAAGCUGAUUGGUCAUGGCAACAACGUGCGCACGUCGGGCCAGACGUCGGCCAAUCAGCACUCUUCGCGCUCCCACGCCGUGUUCCAGAUCAUCUUGAGGAAAACGAAUACGAAGAAGCUGCAUGGUAAGUUUUCGUUGAUUGACCUCGCGGGUAACGAGCGAGGGGCGGACACGUCGAGUUCCAACCGUCAGACGCGCAUGGAGGGUGCCGAGAUCAACAAGAGUCUCCUCGCUCUCAAGGAGUGUAUCCGGGCGUUGGGACGUAACGGCGCGCACCUGCCGUUCCGAGCGAGCAAGCUUACACAGGUGCUACGAGAUUCCUUCAUCGGUGACAACAGUCGCACGUGCAUGAUUGCAAUGAUCACACCUGGAAUGAGUUCUGUGGAGCACACACUCAACACACUGCGAUACGCCGACAGAGUGAAGGAGCUCGGACCGGCUGGACCGGCGGACUACAGACCUGCCCCCCGCAACGAAGACAUGUUCUCGCCCACCGGCGCCCUCUCUCCGCAGAACAGCGACCUUGCCCUGCUCUGCACGCAAAACGAGGAGGAGGUGAGCGCAGAGCUGUACACGUUCCACGAGGCUGUCUCGCACCUGCAGGAGAUGGAGGAGGAGGUCGUCGACGAACACAAGAACCUCAUCGCUGCGUCGCGACACUGGCUGGAGGACGAUGAACAGCUGAUGUCGAUCACGGAUGAGGUGGAUUACGACGUGGAGGCUUACGCUCAGCAGCUUGAGGAACUCUGUCAGCAGAAGAUCAACUCACUGGAGAAAUUCAAAGCGCGCGUGAGCAACUUCCGACAGCAGCUCGCGGACGAAGAAGCCAUGAGCAAGAACAUCGUCAAACGACCGCCGAACAAGUAACCGCCCGCCGCCGCCGCUGCGACCCUCCCCCCCGCGCGCGCACGGGACGACCUCGACGACGGAAGCCUAGCGACGAGGGGAAAUACAUGUCCGCUCGUACGCUAGAUUAGAUUCGGCCGCGCGUGCGCGACUUAAACGACAGCGUUGAAUGUGUUUCAACAUUGUCGGGUGGUCACGGAGUACAUAUGCCUAACUCAACCUACUGAUUGUCACUAGGGGGCGCCGAUAGACCGAGUGAUUGUCACUAGGGGGUGCUGAUGGUCCCUAGGGGGAGUGAUUGUCACUGGGGGCGGGGCGUCAGCGCGCUUUCAUUCGGUGAUAAGUUUCCGUGAGCUGAGUCGGUCACGGCUGGCUGACUGCAGGGAUGUAUCGUUGCGCGCCACUCGGUAACGCGACGCCUCGCUUCGUGUCUCUCUCGCCAGGCGCCGCGUCCGAGAUAUACACGCCGCAUAUCUCGAAUUCCGCGUUCGAGAGAGAGAGACGAGAUCGUUUCCUCGUCGCCUGCGGCGUUACGACUCUACUUACAGCAAAAUGAUCGUCGCGUGGCGUGACCAUGCGACGACGCGCGGGGGGGGGGGUAAGGGGAAAUGCAAACCCGUGAUUCCACUUGCGCGCAAUAAUCGGUAGCGGCUUUGCGUGUGCGAGCGCUUUCGCGAGCUCGUUCGUUCGUUUGCGAGGUUGCCGUGGUUAGCCACCGGCUAGCAUUGUAGCUAGACGGUUAGGGUUAGGGUUAGGGGGUAGCUUUAGCGAGUGUAGUGACAGCUUGACGUGGCGCGGCCAGAAUGCUGCAGUAUUGUUGCUUCUCACCGAACUACGAUCCCCCGUCGCGCGUUAUACCCCAGCAAACGAAAGCCUUAACAAUCUGUGAGAAAUCUCUAGUAGCCUUCAUGGCGUCUCGUCGUACCGGUAGCACUAUUCUGAGACCGUGUAGGUUGUACACACGUACACACAAACGCGCACGCACACCUAACAACACGCAUGCACACCCAACCACGCACGCACACCCAACAACACACGCAUGCACACCCAACCACGCACGCAUGCACACUCGACCAUUAACGCAUGCACACCCAACCACGCACACAAGCACACGCCUGCAGUCGGGGGUAAGCUAUCAUCAGGGGGUUAACAAUGGUCGAUACAUAGACCUAUUAUUUACUCCUAGUAACGUGCUGUUCUUGUCCUUUACUUCAUGAUAUGAUGUGUACGUGUGUGUGCCCUCCUUCGAAACUUUGCUGGCACAACUUCAAUCUGCUAGCUCAGUGAGACGGGGAGAGGGAUAGGCCGGCCCCUUCACAUUCCCCACCGAGGCAUGGCAAGUGUAUAUAUAUAUAUAUAUAUAUAUAUAUGUUGCUGUGACAGCAUCAGUGCUUGUUAGCUUUCUCUGCUACAGAUUCAUUGCUUUGGCCAGUAUCGCGACGAUGAGGCGGUCGUAUUCAGUUCCCUGAGUUUGUAGGUGGACUGUGAUGUAGUGCAUGCUGUUGCUGCUGCUGCUGCUG
Priapulus caudatus is the source of this 3167-nucleotide messenger RNA. RefSeq names its product kinesin-like protein KIF2A. The record is from RefSeq and is a predicted model, not a curated record. Gene Ontology annotation, biological process: microtubule-based movement. Bases 1 to 1668 code for a protein of 555 amino acids. The transcript has 17 exons. Gene Ontology annotation, molecular function: ATP binding; microtubule binding; microtubule motor activity. Lineage: Eukaryota; Metazoa; Priapulida; Priapulimorpha; Priapulimorphida; Priapulidae.